Cylicocyclus nassatus is the source of this 1305-nucleotide messenger RNA. NCBI's taxonomy places the organism in Eukaryota, Metazoa, Nematoda, Chromadorea, Rhabditida, Strongylidae. The record is from the annotation of a GenBank genome assembly.
AUGUCUUUCAAUAGCAACACCAAUGCUUUCUACUCGCCCAGCGAUUUUCCUGAGCUUCCUCAAGACGAUUUGUACAUAGACCAGUUCUUCCCCAGUGACUGGAAUGAAACAAUCCCUAACCAGACUCAUUCCCAACAAAAUCAUAUACAUGAAGAAGAGCUUACUUCCGUGGUGUCUGAGACAAAUCGAAUAAUACCACACCAAUCAGAUUACACUCAGUUUUUUACUACUCCACCACAGACUCAACCGUUUUCGGCACAAUCGACUCCGCAGCUUUUUGGGAACGAGCAAUGUCAUGUUCAGUACUACAUACAGCCGUCAUCCACACAAAAUCAUCCUCAACAAAUCUAUGAGAACCAGUUUCAUAAGCGCCCGUCUCAGCCUCAGCCGUAUCCAUACGUGACUGAUGACCAGGCACAACCUCAGCAACAAGGACAACUCCAGCCGCUACUACACCCGCAGAACUAUAAUACUCUGCCUCCUGGAAAUGUUAGCUAUUCCACUACUCGUAGUGAGGGUCCACGUACAUUUCCAGGAGCCAGAGAGGCAGCACCCGAUCUUACGUAUUCAUGCACAAGCGGAAGACGUCACAGCAGAUCGUCGCGAAGUACAUCUGUGUGCACUGCAAAAAAGGUCAGCGGAGACGAACUUUUGGAAGACCCAGCUUUGCUCAGUCACUCGUGUAUACCCACCGAAAGGACCAAAGACAAGGCCGACAGAUUAUCAUACGAGCCAUUUAUAGAUGCCGAGAAGAGAACAUCGGUGAUGGCGCAUUACAUGGAGACAAAUGGCUACGAAAGACAAGACAGACGAAGCGCUUUGAAUCGUGCUGUAAAUAGAACGGUCCGCGAAGUGACGAUGACCAACGUACCUGAAGCACUACGAACUCUUGCAGAAGGGGAAUCCUUCCUGCAAGUGCAAGAGCCGGAUCUGCACAUCUACAUGUCCCAAAUCAUCGUCAAGCAGGCCGUUGAGAACAAUCUCUUCGCACUUGUUGGAGACAGAAUUCACAAGCUUAAUCCGCGCAGUCGACGUGGCACCGCGGUGCGCAUGGAAGGGGGACAGGUAUACACCAUACAUGGGAUCUGUGCAGGAGAUACCGCUCCUCUUCGCAAUCACGAAGAACAAGCGCGAGGGGGAUUAUGCAUAUUCAACAAACUUAAAGUCGCAAUACAAGAAGCUGCCGAAGGCUUAAAUCAAACGGAGUCGGAACUGAGGAUUAUCCUGGAUUUCGAAUUGGCGGCCAUAAAUGCGGCAGGACUGUCUUCCCGAGUGCUUCUGUGCAGGGCUGCGCAUGGCACCUAA